Messenger RNA from Tauraco erythrolophus (red-crested turaco), 1093 nucleotides. RefSeq names its product lymphocyte specific protein 1 (gene LSP1). Lineage: Eukaryota; Metazoa; Chordata; Aves; Musophagiformes; Musophagidae. The record is from RefSeq and is a predicted model, not a curated record. Gene Ontology annotation, biological process: signal transduction. Gene Ontology annotation, molecular function: actin binding.
AUGUCAGACUCGGAGGGGUGCCAGGAGGGCGCGGAAGGUGUCAACAGAUUGGGAGAUGAGUCCUCCGAGGAGAGUGAGAGGCUGACAGCACAGUGGAGCGUGGAAGACGAGGAGGAGGCGGCGAGAGAGCGGCGGCGGCGGGAACGGGAGAAGCAGCUGAGGUCCCAGGCAGAAGAAGGCUUGAAUGGCACUGGCUCCUGCUCAGAGAGCACAGGUCCAGCACAGGAAAACCACUAUGACUUUAAACCAUCCGGGACUUCGGAGCUGGAGGAGGAUGAGGGCUUCAGUGACUGGUCCCAGAAGCUUGAGCAGCGCAAACAGAGGUCUCCACGACAGUCGUUUGAAGAAGAGGACAGUGGUGUGAGGGAAGCAGAAGUCAAACUGGAGCAGAUCCAGUUGGAUCGGGAAAGCCCGGAGGAGAUCCAGGAGGAGAAUGUGGUUACUGGGGAGGAAGAGAGGCUGUGCCAAGAGGAAGAACGGGUCCUAGAGCAGGAGGAUGAGGACAGAGCUGAGCAAGAGGAAAAGAAGAGAAGGAGAAAUGAAGAAGAAGAAACACCAGAAAAACGCCAGAAGGCCCCAAGACCCGCCAGCCUGGAAGAGGAGGAGCUGUGCUCUGACCACACUGCAGUGUGUUCCACCAAGAUCACGGACAGAAAAAAAAAACGCUCAAUAAAGAAAAGUAACAGCAUAAAGAAGUCCCAGCCUCCUCUCCCUGUGUCGAAGAUUGAUGACAGGCUGGAGCAGUACACACAGGCUAUUGAGACAUCCACAAAGGCUCCAAAACCUAUCCGACAGCCCUCUCUUGACCUUCCCACCACAAGCAUGAUGGUGGCCAGCACAAAAAGCCUCUGGGAGACUGGAGAGGUGGCAGCUCAGUCUGCCGUGAAGACCCAGCCCUGUAAGGAUAUCGUGGCUGGAGACAUCGUGAGUAAAAGAAGCCUUUGGGAACAGAAGGGCAAUCCCAAACCUGAGACCAACAUUAAGUCCACUCCUGGUAAAAAGUAUAAAUUUGUUGCAACCGGCCAUGGCCAGUACAAGAAGGUGUUGGUAGAUGAUGCUGCAGAGCAAUAGCAUGCCUGGAGAACUCAUUAAC